AUGGUAUCGAAAUCGGAGUAUCGUUCGAUCGUUGAAGAGCUGCUUUCCGAUGUCUCUCUGACACGGCGCACCGACUUCAGAGUCGACGCUACGAUUGAAGACGGUAUAAUUCAACAUUUCGCGAGUUACGGCCUCACCUCCGAGCGGAUGGUUGCCAUUGCUAGACGGAGUGCCGAAUGUGGUGAAUGGUUCUUUCCUUUCCUUCAUGGCAAGAACAAAUUUGCUGCAACGUUGUACACAUCAAUGUUCUUUGCCAUCGACGAUCUCAGUGAAGAGAUCACCGAGCCUCUCGGUAGCUUCUGCCAAAACCUGCUGCUCGGGCGGCCACAAAGCCAUCCUGUUCUCCAAUUAUGUUUCGACGUUACUUUGGAGAUGAACAAAUUCUAUGGCCGAUUUGCCUCCGACAUGGUCCUGAAAUCCAUGGUUGAGUUUCUCAGCGCUAAUCUGGUGGAGGUUAAACUUCCAGGCAAGAUUACGCCACUUACGAGCACUCCGAGCUUCCCUCGAUACUUCCGGCUCAAAUCAGGAAUGCCCGAAGCGUUUGCCUUCUUCCCCUUUCCAACUCUCGACAAUGGAGAAGAUACUCUAGACGAGUAUAUCCUCCUCCUGCCAGAUUUGAUUGACUUUAUUGAUGCUGGCAACGACAUACUAUCUUUCUACAAGGAAUCAAUCUUGGCGGAUGACAGGGAAAAUUGCAUCCAUCAGUACGCUGACGCACAUUCCGUUUCGCCGAUGGAGUCGCUCAUCCAUCACUGCGAGUUACUGAAAGAAUGUGUGAGCAACUUACGCACCUCUCUGUCGAAGUAUCCUCGUUGGAAAGACAAUGUGGAACAAUUCAUCCAAGGCUACUUAGGGUUCCAUAUUGCAUGUGACCGCUACCAUCUAUCGGAUUUCGCGAUCUUUGACUCUUGA
This is a messenger RNA of Aspergillus affinis, 912 nucleotides long. RefSeq names its product terpenoid synthase. Bases 1 to 912 code for a protein of 303 amino acids. Gene Ontology annotation, molecular function: carbon-oxygen lyase activity, acting on phosphates. Lineage: Eukaryota; Fungi; Ascomycota; Eurotiomycetes; Eurotiales; Aspergillaceae. The transcript has a single exon. The record is from RefSeq and is a predicted model, not a curated record.